Messenger RNA from Magnolia sinica, 3512 nucleotides. RefSeq lists its product as uncharacterized. Bases 166 to 3225 code for a protein of 1019 amino acids. The record is from RefSeq and is a predicted model, not a curated record. The transcript has 16 exons. NCBI's taxonomy places the organism in Eukaryota, Viridiplantae, Streptophyta, Magnoliopsida, Magnoliales, Magnoliaceae. Gene Ontology annotation, molecular function: hydrolase activity.
GCAUUGGUUGCCAACAUGACAAUGCCUCCUUACAGGUCCUUUGUGCAGAGUUGAAUUCAAGGUUUGGAAGCUUCUCUGAUUGCUAGAUGUGGUUCUUCUCCAGUGCCAUUUAUUUGCUGCUAUUCGAAGCGAAUGAAGUAACAUGAACUUCUAGGAAGUAGUUCUAUGCCUUCCCCAAAACAAUCUAUUGGUCCAUUUCUGGAUAGUCUCAAAAUGGAGAGGGUCAGGACGAUUCUGACUCACAAAUAUCCUUAUCCGCAUGAGCAUUCACGGCAUGCCAUGACUGCUGUAAUUGUGGGGUGUCUUUUCUUUAUCUCAUCUGAUAACAUGCACACCCUCAUACAAAAACUGGACAGCAAUAUCAAGUGGUGGUCGAUGUAUGCCUGCUUGCUUGGUUUUUUCUAUUUCUUCUCAUCCCCAUUCAUCCGGAAGACUAUUAAGCCAAGCUAUUCAAACUUCAAUCGUUGGUAUGUCACAUGGAUCUUCGUGGCAGCUUUGUAUCAUCUUCCUAGUUUUCAGUCAAUGGGAGUUGAUAUGAGGAUGAAUCUCUCUCUAUUUUUGACAAUAUACUUUGCAUCUGUUCUGUUUCUUCUCCUUUUCCAUAUUAUAUUUCUUGGUCUUUGGUAUUUUGGACUUGUCGCUAGGGUAGCAGGAAAACGGCCAGAAAUACUGACAAUCAUCCAAAACUGUGCUGUAUUAAGCAUGGCUUGCUGUGUAUUUUAUAGUCACUGUGGAAACCGUGCUAUUUUAAGAGAGAAAUCUUUUGAACGAAAGAACUCUAGUUGGUUUUCUUUUUCAAUUUGGAAGAAAGAAGAGAGAAACACAUGGCUUACAAAAUUCCUUCACAUGCAUGAGUUGAAGGAGCAGGUUUGCUCAUCCUGGUUUGCUCCAGUUGGGUCUGCCAGCGAUUUCCCAUUUUUUUCUAAGUGGGUUAUCUAUGGGGAGUUGGUUUGCAGUGGAUCAUGUUCAGGCCCAUCAGAUGAAAUCUCCCCCAUAUUUUCAUUGUGGGCAACAUUCAUAGGUCUUUACAUGGCCAAUUAUGUGGUGGAGCGAUCUACAGGGUGGGCUCUGACUCACCCUCUGUCUCUAUCUGAAUAUGAAAAGUUAAAGAAACAAAUGAAGCCUGAUUUCUUGGACAUGGUCCCUUGGUAUUCAGGGACAUCAGCUGAUUUAUUUAAAACGGUCUUUGAUCUUCUGGUAUCUGUAACUCUAUUCGUUGGUCGAUUUGAUAUGCGCAUGAUGCAGGCUGCAAUGACCAAGGUCCAAGAUGAAUCUAAAUGGGGCGAUCUUCUGUACGACCAUUUCAGUCAAAGAGAAGAUAUGUGGUUUGAUUUCAUGGCUGAUACUGGAGAUGGUGGAAACUCAUCCUAUGCCGUGGCUCGAUUACUCGCUCAGCCUUCCAUUCAUCUUAAAAAUGGUGGCUCCAUGCGUGUAUUGCCACGUGGAGAUUUACUUCUUAUUGGAGGCGAUCUUGCGUACCCAAAUCCUUCUGCAUUUACAUAUGAGAAGCGCCUUUUUUGCCCGUUUGAAUAUGCUCUCCAGCCUCCACCUUGGUAUAAGCCCGAGCAUAUUGCAGUAAAGAAGCCAGAGCUUCCUAGUGGGGUGUCGGAACUGAAGCAAUAUGACGGACCUCAGUGCUUUGUCAUUCCUGGCAACCAUGAUUGGUUUGAUGGUCUUCACACUUUUAUGAGGUAUAUAUGUCAUAAAAGCUGGUUGGGUGGAUGGUUUCUGCCUCAGAAGAAGAGUUAUUUUGCCCUGCAACUACCUAAAGGAUGGUGGAUAUUUGGUCUUGACCAAGCUCUUCAUGGUGAUAUUGAUGUGUUCCAAUUCAAAUUCUUUGCAGAAAUAAUAAACAACAAGGUUGGAGAGAAUGACUCUGUGAUUGUCAUGACACAUGAACCAAGUUGGCUUCUUGAUUGGUACUGGAACGAUGUAACUGGAAAGAAUGUUACUCACUUGAUACGUGAUUACCUGAAAGGAAGAUGUAAGCUUCGAGUGGCUGGGGAUUUGCACCAUUACAUGCGCCACUCUUUUGUUCCCUCUGAUAAACCAGUUUAUGUGCAACAUUUACUUGUUAACGGUUGUGGUGGGGCAUUUUUGCAUCCAACCCAUGUCUUUAGCAACUUCAACAAAUUUUGUGGAGUUUCCUACGAAAGUAAGGCUGCGUAUCCUUCUUAUGAAGACUCAACGAGGAUUGCUUUAGGUAACAUUUUGAAGUUCCGGAGGAAGAAUUGGCAGUUCGACAUUAUUGGUGGCAUCAUAUACUUUCUUUUGGUUUUUUCUAUGUUCCCACAGUGUAAGCUCAACCACAUCUUUAAGGACAAUUCAUGGUCUGGUCACCUAAAGAGUUUCUUCAGUACCAUGUGGAAUGCAUUUAUGUACAUGCUGGAACACUCGUUCGUGUCUUUAUCAGCAAUGCUGGUAUUGCUGGUAGUAUCAUUUACAUUUGUUCCAUCCAAAGUGUCACGAAAACGGCGGGCUAUAAUUGGGGUACUCCAUGUUUCUGCCCACAUGGUAGCAGCUAUUAUUCUCAUGAUGCUGUUGGAGCUGGGUAUCGAGACCUGUAUCCGCCAUAGACUCCUAGCUACUUCAGGCUACCACACUCUGUAUGAAUGGUACCGAUCGGUUGAAAGCGAGCACUUCCCGGACCCGACUGAACUCCGGGCUCGUAUAGAACAGUGGACUUUUGGUCUUUACCCAGCAUGUAUAAAGUAUCUCAUGUCUGCCUUUGAUGUCCCAGAGGUUAUGGCCGUCACGAGAAGCACGAUAUGCAAGAAAGGGAUGGCAUCACUUUCCCGUGGGGGCACCAUCAUCUACUACACAUCCAUCUUCCUCUACUUCUGGGUCUUCUCAACCCCUGUGGUCUCACUGGUGUUCGGGAGCUACUUGUACAUCUGCAUCAACUGGUUCCACAUCCAUUUCGACGAGGCCUUCUCCUCUCUCCGCAUCGCAAACUAUAAGGCCUUCACUCGCUUCCACAUCACUAAAGGUGGUGACCUUGAAGUCUUCACCCUUGCAGUCGACAAGGUCCCGAAGGAAUGGGUGUUGGACCCAGAUUGGGACAGUGAACCAAGACAAGCGCAGCAGCAGAGCCAUCGUAGGAGAUUCCCUAGCAAGUGGAGUGCGGCCGCUGCUUAUCAGGACCCACUUAGCACUGUCCGGAUCGUGGACCAUUUUGUCAUCCACAAGGAUCCUGCAAACCUAGGAACAGAUCCCAGCAACUGAUGAUGAGCCAUGAAUCAAGAUGUGUAAACAGGCAUGUGGGCCAGCAUUUGAGAUGCUGAUUAUAAGGUCCAGUGCUGCAGUAAACAUAUAGUUUUCUGCGGCCGAUGAUCAUGUGCAUGUGGGGCCCACUGCCAGGAGAUACAAACUGUUGAUCCGUUGGUCCCUGGUGGAUGGGAAUGCCCCAUUGGAUUAUCCUAGUCCCCUGAUCAUGGUGUAGGGCCUUAUGUAAGACUGAACCGCUUUCAAGUAAGGAGUGAUGUAUUCCCAAAUCCAAUUCUAACAGAAGA